GGCUCACGGGCCAUUGGCUGAGCGGGGCGGAUCUGGUCCCGUUCCUCCCCGCCCCCAGUGACACAAUAGUAGCUCCCUCCAAGAUGGCGGCAGCGACGGCAGACCCGGGAGCUGGGAACCCGCAGCCUGGGGACUCCUCCGGCGGGGGCGCUGGGGGCGGGCUGCCGUCCCCUGGGGAGCAGGAGCUGAGCCGGCGCUUGCAGCGCCUGUAUCCCGCGGUCAACCAGCAAGAGACUCCGCUGCCGCGCUCCUGGAGCCCCAAGGACAAAUACAACUACAUUGGUCUCUCCCAGGGCAACCUCCGCGUCCACUACAAAGGUCAUGGCAAAAAUCACAAAGAUGCAGCCUCAGUGCGUGCCACCCACCCCAUACCUGCUGCCUGUGGCAUUUAUUACUUUGAAGUGAAGAUUGUCAGCAAAGGAAGAGAUGGUUACAUGGGAAUAGGACUCUCGGCUCAAGGCGUCAACAUGAACAGACUUCCUGGUUGGGACAAACAUUCCUAUGGUUACCAUGGUGAUGAUGGGCAUUCGUUCUGCUCCUCGGGGACUGGCCAGCCCUAUGGUCCCACAUUCACCACAGGAGACGUGAUCGGCUGCUGUGUCAACCUCAUCAAUGGCACCUGCUUCUACACCAAGAAUGGCCACAGCCUUGGUAUAGCCUUCACAGACCUCCCGGCCAACCUCUACCCCACCGUAGGCCUGCAGACACCUGGGGAGAUUGUGGACGCCAACUUUGGGCAGCAGCCCUUCCUGUUUGACAUUGAGGACUACAUGCGGGAGUGGCGUGCCAAGGUCCAGGGCACGGUCCACUGCUUCCCCAUCAGUGCCCGGCUUGGCGAGUGGCAGGCAGUGCUGCAGAACAUGGUUUCAUCUUACCUCGUGCAUCAUGGGUAUUGUGCCACAGCCACGGCUUUUGCUCGAAUGACUGAAACCCCGAUUCAGGAAGAACAGGCAUCCAUAAAGAACAGACAAAAGAUCCAGAAGCUGGUGCUGGAGGGCCGUGUGGGCGAGGCCAUCGAGACCACCCAGCGCUUCUACCCAGGGCUGCUGGAGCACAACCCCAACCUCCUCUUCAUGCUCAAGUGCCGGCAGUUUGUGGAGAUGGUGAAUGGGACGGACAGUGAGGUCCGAAGUUUGAGCUCCCGAAGCCCCAAGUCCCAGGACAGCUACCCUGGCUCCCCCAGCCUCAGUCCCCGACAUGGCCCCAGUAGUUCCCACAUGCACAACACAGGAGCAGACAGUCCCAGCUGUAGCAAUGGCGUCGCGUCCACCAAGAGCAAACAGAACCACAGUAAAUACCCUGCACCCAGCUCCUCAUCCUCGUCCUCCUCCUCCUCCUCCUCCUCUUCCCCAUCCUCCGUCAAUUACUCCGAGUCCAACUCAACAGACUCCACCAAGUCCCAGCACCACAGCAGUACCAGUAACCAGGAGACCAGCAACCCAUGGCUACAGCUUGAAAGGAGGCCCAACCAGGCUGCUCCAACCACACCCCCUGGGCCAACUCCCACCUCAACCCCUCCCCACAGCGACAGUGAGAUGGAGAUGGAGGCAGAGCACUACCCCAACGGUGUGCUAGGAAGCAUGUCCACACGCAUUGUUAAUGGUGCCUACAAGCAUGAGGACCUGCAGACGGAUGAGUCCAGCAUGGAUGACGGGCAUCCUCGGCGGCAGCUCUGCGGGGGCAACCAGGCUGCCACAGAAAGGAUCAUUCUGUUUGGCCGCGAGUUGCAGGCAUUGAGUGAGCAGUUGGGCCGGGAGUACGGCAAGAAUUUGGCCCACACAGAGAUGCUGCAGGAUGCCUUCAGCCUGCUGGCAUACUCAGACCCCUGGAGCUGCCCAGUUGGCCAGCAGCUUGACCCCAUCCAGAGGGAACCUGUGUGUGCUGCCCUCAACAGCGCCAUUUUAGAGUCCCAGAACCUGCCAAAGCAGCCUCCUCUGAUGCUCGCCCUGGGCCAGGCAUCUGAGUGUCUCCGGCUCAUGGCCCGAGCAGGCCUGGGUUCUUGCUCCUUUGCCAGAGUUGAUGACUACUUGCACUAGCUGACCGUGCUGGCUGGCUCUGGCUGGCCCUCCACUGGCCCCAGAGCUGGAGCUGCCCUGCCCUCCAUAGGCAACUGGUGCAGGGACCGGGAAACCAUGGACAGAGUCCACUCCUCCUGCCUGGCCUUUCCUCCUCUCCCUUUCCUUCCUUCCUUCCUUUCUCUGCCCACCACCCCGCUCAGUCUCUCUCUCUCCCCUUCACGUGCAGCGGCCUGUGACACAGUAUUGGCUGGUUACUCUCAUGUAGCGCCUUCUAUUUUGAAAGGGGGGUUUUGUUUUGAGGAGGGGUUGGGGUUUUUAAAUUUUUUUCUCCUGACUGAGCCACCAGUAUUUAUCUCUGGAGAGUUUGUGCUGAGCUGGUUUCUGCUAAUUUAGUGAUGAAGCCUAUCCAAGUUGGUGAUAGCUUAUUAUUUUCAUAAGUAAAAAACAAAUGAGAUUAUAUAUAUAUAUAUAUAAAUAUAUAUAUUAAAAAAAAAGACAGUAUUUAUCGUAGCAUUAGUGGUCCAGCACCUCUUGGGUGAGGCUGUCCAGGCACCAUGUUUUCUUUGAGUCCAACUCAUUAAAAAAGAAGAAUCUCUGUCACCUCAGCCAAGUGAUUUAUUUUUUGUUCCCCCUUUUUUGAGUCACAGGCCGAGCUGCAGCCUAGGAAACCCAAAUAGGGUUUGGUGGGCCACUUAGUGGGCAUGGUUACAUUGGUUUAUAGCACCCCAAGAACUAUAGAUCCCUAGGCCCCUGAGAGCUGGACAGAGCAGAGAACUACAGGGCCAAGGGUCCAGAGAAGUGAUAACUUGGCCCAGGGCCACACAGCAGAGGUAGAGGGUCCUUGGCCAGCACACUAUCUACCACUCUACCCCACCUCCCACUGCCUGCCUUGCUCCCCUUUCCUCCCUUUUCAAUACCCUAUCUUCCGUUGUUGUUAAGAUGGCCAAAUAAUACAUUUACUCUAAAUUGAUUGCCUGGAAACUACCUGCCUUCGUCCUGAGAGCUUCUGUGUGUCAGGCUGCUGGAAAGAAGACUCCAUUCCCAGGACAGAGGCCCUUGAGUACAGGGGCUGCUUUCUUCCUGCCUGGAUCUUCACCAUCUCUACACAGCUCUGAGAGAAUGGAUGCUUUCUGUUGAGAAACCAGUACCUUGUGGAGGCAGGUUCUUGGGCUGCUACUCCAGGGAGUGGAUGGAAUCCUUGGUCCCCUAGGCCAGACUUCACUGCCACUGUGCCAGACAGCUCCCUGCAGCUGGGCCCUAGCCACUCUUAGGAAAGACUGUUGGGAGUAUUUGCUGGCCAGAGAAUGGGACUCCAUCAGCUUUACACAUGUCCCACCAGCUGUUUCAGAUAGAUCCUUACAGCUGGCAGAGUAAAGUGGUCCCGCUACCAUUGGGGAAUCAGGAAAGGAAAGACUGAGAUGGUUGCCAGGACUUGGGGUGGCCCACCUGUGGAGAGGACUGGCUGCCCUGGAGGAGGAAAGGGAGGAAGUCUACACAGAGGAGCACCAGGACGGCUGGAAUUUCCAUAUGUGCUUCACAUUGUGAGGGGAGUGCACAAGCCACCCAUGCAAAGAGUAGGGUCAGCCAUGGCAAGGCCGGAAGUUGAACUUUCAGUCCCUGCCUGAAUCUGGGCUGUGCAAGCUCCUGCUCCAUAUUCGUGGACAUGGGAAUGGUUGGUGUGGCCUGAGAUACCCAUCGCUCACCAGGCCUCACUGGGCCCACAGCUGGGCAACAAGAAAAAUGUUUGAAUUGGACCAACUGCUGGUGAUGGGGCCAGGGCCCUGGGCCCUGUGCUGUCAGAAUUCCGCCUUGGGAAAUGAUCCUAUAGCUGCUGCUUUUUCUUGGUCCUUGGGGCUGGCAGACCCAUAGACCAUGGCCUGUUAGGAGGCGUCCUGUCUGUAAAGGAAAUUCAUCUCUUGUGACAGCCUGGGGCUACCUAGCUCCCAAAGCCAGAAGUUGGAGACAUCAGGCUGUUUAAAUGAUCAUAGCCUAGCAGGAUUGGAUUAAAACCACAGGCUUUUGCAGCUGGAAUGGGGUUCAGUGAACAUCUCCCCCAUUCCUCUCUUGCUACAAAUAAGGAAACAGGCCCAGGAGAUUAAGUGACUUGGCUAAAGUCACAUAGCAAAUUAGUAGCAGAGCCGGGACUAUCCCUUAUCCCUGUGGGUUGGGCAACACUAUUUAGUCCUGAAACCGAAUGGCAGAUAAACCCCAUGAGGGGUCAGGCUGAUGUGCCCUCCAGCAGUAUCUGAGAAGCUGCUACCUUCAGGGGUGUGUCAGGGAUGAGGAUGGGUGCCUGAGCUUAGGUUGUGGAGUGGCUGAGAGGGCCCAGGAGGGCUCGGGACAGCUGUGUGCUGCAUGGGGUUGGGUGUCUGCCUGGCUCGCACUUGGUACCCGUGGCCACCUCCCCAUUUUCUGUGCCUUAUCUCACUGUUUCAGCUGAGUCCAAGUUGUUUACUCUGUUCCUCUCCAGAGGGGCUCUCUGUCCCAGUUGGGCAGCUCACCUUUGGGACAUAAGCCUUUGCCCCACAAGCUGUGGAGAGGGCCAAAACCAAGCUGCUUGAGCCCACUCUCUUGCUGAGAGUCCAGGCCUGCCUGCCUGCCAGCCAGAGGUGCCCCUUAUACACAUCCAGUCCUACCAGCCUGCUUCCAGGAGCCUAGAGUGGGAAAGGCACCUGGGGGAGCCCUGGUGAAGGGCUGGACCUGACCCAUGGAGGCAGGAGGAAGACCUGGCUUUCUUGGUUUGUCCAGCCCUGGGGAGCAGCCUUCCCUACUCACUUUCCCCUUGCGGCACCAAAUGGUCACUCCUUCCAGAGCAAAAACUGGCACUCAUAGCAAGCCAGAACCCCCAUCCCCAUCCUCAUGGGUCUGUGGCUGGGUGCAGGCCAUCAAAAUGGACACCACGAGACAGAAGUGGGGACUGCCUGGCCACCUAGCGCCUUCCCACUCCUUAAGCAAGCACAAAGAAGAUGAGGCAGAGAAUUGUCAGAGCUGAAAGUUCCUUUGGUUGCUCACAACUCAGGUAUGCACCCAUGUGGCAGCCAGGCAGCGGAGCCCUACUAGACUGCCAGUCUCAUGCACCCAGACCUGUGGCCAGAUUGUGGCCUCUGGCUGCCUCAGGCAUUUUCCUCUUUGCAUUGGGUUUUCCUGCGUUAGUAACUACAGCUGAAACAGACAUCCUCCACAUUGUGCACACUGGUUUUGCCUUUGUCCUCAAGAGUUGAUACUUGGCAUUAGCAUGAAACUUGUGGGUGUGGGAGGAUGGAGAGAGAACUCUAACACAAAACAUCUUAUUAAAAUUGUACUUGAGAGACAAAAAAAACUCUGUUGUAUUUUGACAGAAUUAUUUUUAUUAAAAUACACAUCCAUGAGCA
Molecule: messenger RNA, 5389 nt
Organism: Pan troglodytes (chimpanzee)
Lineage: Eukaryota; Metazoa; Chordata; Mammalia; Primates; Hominidae
Gene: RANBP10
Product: RAN binding protein 10
Exons: 14
Coding region: 84-2036 (650 amino acids)
Molecular function (GO): protein binding
Source: RefSeq, a predicted model, not a curated record